Molecule: messenger RNA, 1314 nt
Organism: Mesorhabditis belari
Lineage: Eukaryota; Metazoa; Nematoda; Chromadorea; Rhabditida; Rhabditidae
Source: the annotation of a GenBank genome assembly
AUGUUACUUUUAUUCCUUUUCUUGAUCCCUCUUUCAUUCGCUGCAUCGACCUCGGAUUGUUGUGAACAAAUCUGGAGUGAUUGGGUAGAUGUUGGAAGCCUUCAACCAACUGACGGUAAUGUGAUCUGUGGAAUGUGCUACACGCAAAAUCAAACGCGGCAAUGUUUAUCGCAGUCGAAUGGAUGCGAGUGCCAAGGCCCGUCGACACAAAUCGUUCACACAAGCGAAGACCUUUGUGUUUUUCCACGUGAAACGUGCUGUGACGGCUACUCGAAAAAAUUGGAUACAAAUAAAAAGAAAUACACGUGUCAACCAAACAUUGUUCCGUCUAGCACCGCAAAACCAGAUGCGUGCUCAACAGCCUCAUCAAAUAGUGCUCCAACUAAGCCGACAAUCACAGCCUCGAUUGCAGGAACAACAACAGCGCCGUGUGUUGACAGUGACACGAAAAAUUGUGCCGCUUGGGCGGCAAAUGGUUUCUGCACAAAUCCCAGCUACACAGAUGAGCAGAAAAAACAAUAUUGUGCUGCGAGUUGUAAUCUAUGCGAUGGAUGUAAAGAUGCUGAUACUAGCUGUCCAGCUUGGAAAUCAAAUGGCUUCUGUGAGAACGCUGGGUACACGGAUGAUCAAAAGAGAGAAUACUGUGCGAAGAGCUGUAAUUUGUGUGGCGAAACAUCGACGGGGGCACCCACUGCAAUUCCUUGUAUCGAUGCUUCGACAAGUUGUUCAAUGUGGGCGACAUCGACGACAAAGUACCCGGUGAUGGCUUGGAUUCAUGGUGGAGGACUCGUGGUUGACUGUGCGAGCAGCUAUUCUUAUCAGGGAGCCACAAGAAAUCUGGUCUCUCGAGGAGUGGUGAUCGUUGUGAUUCAAUAUCGACUCGGUCUCCCUGGAUUCUUCACCACAAACACCGCGGAUUUCCCCCCGAAUCGUGGACUCUUAGAUCAGUUGGAAGCUUUGAAAUGGAUUCAAAAGAACAUUGCCUCGUUUGGCGGUGAUCCGAAUUCGGUGACAAUUUUUGGAGAAUCCUCUGGAUCAUCGUCGGUGAACGCUCAAUUGUACUCCCCGUUGAGCAGAGGUUACUUUCAUCGAGCAAUCAUGGAAUCCGGUGCUCUCUACAUGCACACCGAUGGUCCAAUCGCGCACUCCAACUACAACGAGGAUUUAGCGAGUGAACUUUGCAAUACGAGCCUCACUGGGAACAUGGAUCUACUGAAAUCUUGCAUGAAUGCACUCAAGCCGUCGGAGUGGCUUUCCAUUGCGACUGAGGCUUGUCCAAUAAUUCGAGAUGAUUACUUCCUACCCAAAGACUCG